GUAACUUUGCAUAACCAUUUAUGUCGUGGCGCUCCGGCGACGAAGAGAUGAUCGUUCGAACGGAUUCGUCCUCCAGCUGUAGGUUGGAGCAGGAGUUUGAAGAAGACUGGGAUCUGAUGCAGUUUUACCUUUCAUCCGAUCAAACCUUGGAUCAGACAACGCCCUACGUAGAAACCAAUGAGAUCAUGGAGGGUUCGGGCGACGGUUCCCCGCAAUCGUCGAUGUGCAUGGUGAAGGCGGCUGAGCUCUUCCCGAAGCCGAUCCUCGAGAAGGAGGAAGAAAAGCUCACCGUACGAUUUACCGAGCUUGCCGGUGAAUCCGUACGUUAUCUCGGCCAGACAGAUGAAGGCAUACUGGCACUGUCCAACUAUCGGCUGUUCCUGCAGAAAAACACCACCGGUGCCGAAGUAUCCGUCCCGCUUGGCCUGAUCGAAUCGACGCAAGUGCGUGACCUGUUCCAUCUGAUCGUGAACUGCAAAGAUGCCAGCACCGUACGAUGUUCAUUUGCAACGUCGGAGCAGUGCAGCGAAUGGCACCGGCGGAUAACGCUAUCGAUCGGUGUGCCCGAAACGCUGGAGGCACUGUUUGCGUUUCCGUUUCACGCGUGGGCCUCCGAGUCGCCCACGCUCAACCAGGACAACGAAUGGGCCGGCCGUCUGCAGCGCGUCGGCUCGUUCGACGACGAGUUCCGGCGGGAGGCCGAACGGUUACAGUUCGAUCUGCAGGGUGCGUGGCGCAUCAGCCAGGCGAAUGCGGAGUUUAAGCUGUGCCCAUCGUACCCGCGGCUGCUGCUGGUGCCGGCCUGCAUCUCGGACGAUACGCUGCAGAAUGUGGCCAGCUUUCGCAGCUCGCGGCGCAUACCGGCGGUCGUGUGGCGCCAUCAGCGUACCGGCGCGGUGAUCGCGCGCUGCAGUCAGCCCGAGGUCGGGUGGCUCGGGUGGCGCAACUCGAAGGACGAGCAGCUGCUGAAAGCGCUGUCCGAUGCGUGCUCGUUCGAUCGGGGCACGCAGGAUAAGGCCGGCGAUGGUACGAGACGGACGCGCACGCAAACCGACUGCUCGGAAGCGUCCAGCGACGGCAGCCCACCGCGCAGCCCCGAGGGCAGCCACGAGGAGGUGGAAAUGGACGAGCCGAAGAAGAUACUGAUCGUGGAUGCACGCUCGUACACGUCCGCGGUCACGAACCGGGCCCGGGGCGGUGGCUGCGAAUGCGCCGAGUACUACCCGAGUGCGGAGAUACAGUUCAUGAGCCUCGGCAACAUACACGUAAUCAGGAAAAGCUUUCAUGCGCUGCGGCAGCUCUGCGCCUCGCAGGCGGACAUUCCAAAUUGGCUUGGAUUGCUGGAGCGAACGCUUUGGCUGCAGCAUCUGUCCGGCUUGCUGGCGGCCUCGAUGGUGGUGUGCCACGCGAUCGAGCGUAACGGUCGGCCGGUGCUGGUACACUGUUCCGAUGGGUGGGACCGCACGCCGCAGAUCGUUGCCACGGCGCAGCUCUGCCUCGAUCCGUACUACCGCACGAUCGAGGGCUUUCGCGUGCUGGUCGAGCGGGAGUGGCUGAGCUUCGGGCAUAAGUUUGCCGACCGGUGCGGCCACGGUCCGGGAUCGGACGAGACGAACGAGCGCUGUCCCGUGUUUCUGCAGUGGCUCGACUGCGUCCAUCAGAUUCAUCGCCAGUUUCCCUGCAGCUUUGAGUUUGAUAUGGGCUAUCUGAUCAAACUAGCGCAACAUUCGCACUCGUGCCUGUUUGGAACGUUCCUGUGCAACACAGUGAAGGAGCGGCAGGAAAACAGCGUCCCCGAUCGUACGUUCUCCGUGUGGCCUUUCCUAUCCGGUCCGAUCUACAAGAACCACCUGUACAUGCCGAACCGCGAACGCGUCCUGUGGCCGGCGCACAACGUGCGCGAUCUGCGCCUCUGGACGGAAGUGUACCUGGGCAGCUGGGGAGGCCACAAUCAACCGUCGGCCUCCGAGGUGGCCGACUAUCCAACGGCAAGCGUGCCGGCCGGCGGUGCGGAUGUCGUCGUACCCGGUGCUGUCGGUGUGGGAAGUAUCUUGCCCGGUGUGGUGGAAUCGACUGCUAGUAUCGCCGUCGGCAUCGGUUCGACCUCUGUUGAUGUUGUAGGCGAUGCGAUGGCCAGCUCAUCGCCGGCCAGCUGCAGCCCGGAGCAGAACGGAACGAUGACGAAGACGCGCUCGUACAGCGAUAUCAAGGAGGCGACCUCAGGUGGCGUCAUGGCGCGUCGCUCAAGCGAUCCAAGCAUGACCCUAGAUCCAAGCAUUAUCAAUAGAACGGGCGGUCCAGCGACGCUCAACCUCUCGCAGGAGGAAAGUUCAAUCGACUCCAACCUCUCGUCCGACCGCGAGACCUCGCCCGAUCUGCCCUCCAUCGACGAUCGCCUGUUGCAUCGUGGCGUAACGGCCAGUUCCUUUAUACAGCACGCCACCGAAAAGCUGCAAAGCCUCACGCAGGAGCUGAACCAAUCGGACGAGGAGCUGGAGCAAGCCAUCAAGAACCAGCGCAACCUACUAGCGGCUGGCCGCAGUCCCGCGCGCUGCCCUGCCGACACGAACGGCGACGCCGGGACACCGGGCGGCAACCCUCUCUCUUCCUCAACCUCCUCUAGUCUCUACCCGAACGGAAGCAUUGGUGGCGUCAACAGUUUAGCGGCCGCCGCAGCAGCCACACUAAUUCCAACCGCCACCACCAAUGUUCGACCGUCCUUUACGACCACCAGCAUCAGCAAUGGUACGACGACGCUGCAGCAGCAGCACGCUGGUAGCGAAGCAGGACACCCUUACCGCUUUCAACCCAUCGUUCCGGAACUGCCAACGACGACGACGACGGAUGUGUCGCGAUGCUCGCCCAAGCUCGAGUGCCGGGAGUCGAGCAGCAGUCCAACGGCCAGGCAGCAGCAAAACGUUGUACUAUGGCCGGACACGAUCGACGAAAAUACGGCUCGCAUUAUCAAAAUCGAGUCGUACCACUCGUCCACGGUCGGUGGAAACAAGGACGUGCUGGACGGUGGCGGUGGCGGCGGCGGCGGCGGUGGCGGUUUCCUGCACGGCUCAAAUCGUACCGUCAUCGGGCGGCCCGUCAUGGCCGGCGACGACAUGAUGAUGGAAAGCGUCGAUCUGACCAUCGGUGGAUCCGACGACGGCAGCUUCGCUGGUGACAAAACACACUCUGCCUCGCCAAACCGCCUAGAAUCGCCCGGUCUGAACGAGAGCUCGCUUAGUCCCAAUCUGUGGCACGGAUCGAUAGAAACCAGUACGGACACACUGGUGCCGGUCGAUCAAUAUCCUCCACCGUUGGGACCGAUCGAUACAAGCGCUUUAAGCAUGCACCACGAGCAACAUCUGCUGCCUACCUCUCAUUCGUUAGCGGGAGGCAAGGCAACGCAAGGCACCGGUACGGCAGAUGGCGGUGACGCGGCCCGGGACGUACGUGAGCGACGGAAGUCAUCACUACUAUCAACGCAAGAGCGGGAGGGAAGUCACUGCGGUGUCAGCGGUGGCGGUAGUAUUAGUUUAGCCGUAGGAAACAGUGAUAGCAGUCAGCUGAGCCUUGUUAAUGGUAAAGGAUCGGAAGCGACGACGGCGCCAAGCGACAACGCAGGCGGGGCCGAGGUCACGGGCGAUAGCUGUGCCGCCAAAGCUCAGACUGGUGAUAGUAAUGGAUGUGAUUUUACUAGUGAUAGUCAUGAUUACGAUAGGAAAUUAUCAAAUCAAUCAACGCUGGCGUUGACCGGCGAUACGCUACCAAAAGAUCAACCUGAUUAUGGCAACCAGCAGCAGCAGGAGCAACAUCCUCAGGACUCUACGUUGGGAAAUGAUCGUGGAGGAGGAGAAGGUGGAGGAAGUCGAUCAGUUCCGCCAUCAACCUUCGCCCAGAACAGCAAUGCCAGCAACUGCAGUAGCGUGAACUACAAUAAUAAGUUCCAGCAGCUUGAAAUCAAUGGCAAACAGCCGCCGAACGACGGUGGCGGUGCUGCUGCUGCUGCAGGCGGCGGAUACCCUCCAUUAAUGCCACAGCGACGAAGAAGAAACUCGUCCAACUCGAAGCACGACCUGAUGAGUCCCUGCAAACCAACCAAUGGAAGUUUAUCCCCAAGUGCCACACAUUCUCGGUUCUCGACGCCGGGCGCCCGGUCACUGCCACUAACACCACCGAGUGUACCGUACGCGUCGGAUAGGCCACCGGUAGCGACCUUCUCCUGUCCGGACGGGUUGGCCCACGCCCUCUCCGAGCAGAACCUACGCCUCCAGCAGAUCGUCUACGAACAUCGGCUGCGCGAGGAAGCGUUACAGCGCGAGCUGUACGCGACGCGGUUAGCAUUGCUGAAGAAAACCUGCCAGAACUGUUGUAGCAGCAGCGCCCAGCCACAGUACGGCAAUGACGAUCCGGUGCCGGUGAGCAUUUCCAUUACCAGUGUUGCUGCUUUCACUACUACCGCAACUGCCACGUCCGCGAUAGGAGACCGCGUCGCCAUGGUCGACGGCACACGCAGCAGCAACCACAGUAUCGACAACAGCCAGCGCGCCGGAAGUGAUUGUAUGGGCACUAUCGCCUCCAUUAGUACCACUGCCACCACGACCGUCACGGCCACCACUGCUGAAGGUGUCGUCACUGGCAUGUCCGCAGCCGGCAGUGCCUGGUUGGGAGCCUCCGUCUACGGUCUGCUGUCCGAGGCGGCACCAGAACCAGACAGCGGUAACAAUAUUUUGCUAUUUUCCGAUGAGGAGAACGAAGUAGAAAAGGACAAGAAGAGAGAGGGUAUGCCUGGUAGUAGCGUAACGGCCGCGAAGGAACGUUGCCUGUAUGAAGCCGUACUGAAGCACAAUCAUCGCUUGGCGCACAACGUGCGAAUGUGGCGAACCGUGCGCCAGUUCCUGGAGCGUACAAGACAGAAGCGAAUGGUCGUCUGUCCUCCGUCGGUGGUUCUAGCGAGGGAAGCGUUCAAGCAUCCGUCCGAGUCCUUCUCCCUGGAGGAUCCCAUCAGCGAGUACUACGCCGAUAGUAGUGAUGUUGAGGGCGAAAGCGAGUGUAGUAGCAGUCGUAGUAGUAUCGUUGAGGAAACAGCUAGCCAAGUUGACAUGAAAGGCCGGAAAGGCACAAACAGCAGCCCGCUUGCUGGGACUACUACUAUCAUCAUUCAUGAUUCCGAAGAUGAAAAAGAUCUUGACAUUAUACUUAGUGGCAGUGGUGGUGGUGGUGAAGAAGGUGGCAGUGAGGAAGAGGAUGACGAUGAUGAGGAUGAUGUUGAGAAUGAUGAUCCGGAACUAUCCUCCCAACUGAUGGUAGAUUCGAUGAACGAAAACGCGUCCAACUGCUCGUGGGAAGCGGUCGACGACCGUAGCGCACCGUCGUCGGGCGCCAACUCCUCGCAGCAGAUGCAGUACAGCAGCAGCGGCGUCGGGGGCAGCACCAGCGUGCUGUGGGUGCCGGACCACGCGGUCACCCGGUGCACCACGUGCCAGACGGUGUUUUGGAUCGGGCUGCGCAAGCAUCACUGUCGCUCGUGCGGCCAGAUCUUUUGUGCGGAGUGUUCCGACUAUACGGCCCACCUGCCCGAGGAGCGGCUGUACCAACCGGUUCGACUGUGUGGCCCCUGCUACCAGCGGAUCUCAUCCAUGACGGUUCCUGCAACCAGUUCCGUUUCCACCACCGGUGGCAGCAGUAGUACGAUGGUGUCCUCCGCCGUCAGCAACAGUGCCGUAGCAACCGGCCCGGCAGUGAACAACGGCACAAGCAACAAUAACAACGCACUGAGCGAAGAUGGCGGCAAUGCGUCGUUUCUGCAGCACCGAACGAACGUGUCGGCGGCCGCCGCGGCCAGCAUGAUGAUGCGCGAUCGGAUCUCCAGCAUGAGCCAGAUCCAGUCGUUGCUGGCGACCGAAUGCAGCUCGGAAGCAUCGCGCGCUAGUGAGAGCUGCUGCAAGCAGAAUGUUACCGCCGCGACGAACUAAUUUGCAUUCUUCCCGUGUCGAAUCUGACCUGCGUGUCUCCCUCCCCCACCCAGAAGGGGAGUGUACGUGUGUGUGUGUGUGUGUUUUUAUUAGGAGCAGGGGAUGGAUUAAAGAAGAAGUAGGAAGCGUUUUUAAAAAAAGGUGACGAGUGCCAACACCCAACAGCUGACUCACACACACAUACAUUAAUUGUUACUUUUUGUAUAAUCACAACAAUUACCGCCACCUCGUUUGUUUUAUCAUAUAUGCUUUCCAUGUUUUGUACACAUCAUCACACACGUAGACAGACACACUUAUCUUACCUCUAAUAACUUAUCAUACGUUUUACUUGUUUGUUUGACUUGUUUUACAGAUUCUUUCACGGUCGUCGGAUAAGUGUUAGUCACUUUUUUUCCUUAAGUAAAUAAUUGUUUCCCUUAUUUAAACGUUGAAUAACAACCUUCCUUGCUGCAUCCGUUUGUUAGGCUAUUUCAAGGCAUGUGUUUACCAAGCAGCGUGCGUGGAGUUUUUUGUUUCGAAAAGCGGGAUUAAUGCUUUGUGAUUGAUUUGUGACCUUUCUAUUGCUCUAAACAAAACAAAAACGCGAGGACGUAAGAGGAUAAGGGAGAGAAGAGAGAGAGAGGGGAAAAAACAUAUAAAUAAUCAAACGGAAGAAUUAGGUUUGGUAGGGUGUAAAAGGGGGAAAGGGGCGUGAAGCAAAACGGUGUAAGGAAAAUCAAUGCUAAUAUAUCUUAUUGUAAAAUAUACAUAUAAUGAACAUUUCUAUCUGCGAUAGAGGUGUGGGUGGGAAAAAAACAAUUGGACUGGAAGGGAGUGGUAGUGUAGUAGCGGACUGAGACACGAGCGAAGGUGGAAUGAGAAAUCGGAUCCAUCACACACCGUUUAGGGACUUGUGUUGAUUCGGAAGCAACCAAUAUAAAAUAGAGAUGAAAAAUGUAGUUUCACUGAAAUCAAUGCCCAAGCAUGAGACUCUAAGCCGCCCCCUCCCAAGCCAAGCCAAGCAAAGCCUCUAGGAAAAGAAAAGUUAGGCAGUUAGAGAAGCAAUUAAUACGGACAUUGACGAAACAUUGGCUCCUUAUGCUCCGAGAUACGGUAGAAAAGUUUAUCAGCAACACAAGCAUACACACAUAUUAUCUAUAAACGCCCUCAACAAUAAUGAAAAUCCGCAUGGGAAAAGCAACACAAAGUGUAUGGAAAAUACGAUUCGAUCGAGCAAGAACAUAUAUAUAAAGAGAAAGAGAGAGCGAGAGAGCAGAAGAACAAUAUACACAAAUAAUGAAUUAAGCAUUAAGCAAUGCAAACCAUUUAAGAAAGAUUAUAUGUAUACAUGUAUAUGAAGACAAGCAUAGCUAACAAAACAAAGGGUAGAUGUAAACAUUUGCAACCACAAUAACAAAAAAAAAGCAAAACGGCAUACGAAAGGGAAAAAUGCAACACAGGACAGUGGAAGAGAGUAGAGAUUUUAAAAACAAUAACAAUGCAAACUCUGCAGCUGCACGUGGGGACACGCGCGCCCCCCGCAUCCUUGCAGCAUAAGAGGAAGAGAGCAGAACGAAUGCAUCCGUAGUGAAAGCGUGGUGUAGUGUGUAGCUGACUAAAAUCUAACCUCAAACGAAAGUGGACUAGAAGCGUACAGACAGAAGCUAAAAUAGCAAGUAGCAGCAACGAUGAGGCGCGAUGCCUGUCCUCCCCCACACUCACACUCUAUUGCGCACGAAAUGCGGAGGCUACGCAAACGCAAACACACAUCACUUUGCUUCCCUUGUCGGAGAGUGAGAAUUGUUUAGUCGGUUUGGUUUUGUUUCAGUUUCCGGUUUGUUUAAUUUUACCCACCAACCAACCAGCAACCAGCAAAUGUGUAAUCUCGCGACAUUGAUAUAUCCGUAUCAUUUUAGUAUACACUACUACCCACCAGCCAAACUAACCAACUCAUGCAAUUGUUCAGACAGCAAAAUACUAAAAUUCACCAAACCAUCACAAUAUAAUUCCCCACACAAGCAACGGCAUCACUGAAGAGAGAAAGAGAGUCCACCUAAAAAGCUAGCGGCGCAGCGUAAAUUGUAGUACCUAUCGUAUGUGCAAACAAAAACAGAAUAUUGAAAUACAAACUGCAAACGAAUAAUUAUAUGCGA
Molecule: messenger RNA, 8098 nt
Organism: Anopheles arabiensis
Lineage: Eukaryota; Metazoa; Arthropoda; Insecta; Diptera; Culicidae
Product: myotubularin-related protein 3
Exons: 13
Coding region: 21-5966 (1981 amino acids)
Biological process (GO): regulation of autophagy; dephosphorylation
Molecular function (GO): metal ion binding; protein phosphatase binding; phosphatidylinositol-3,5-bisphosphate 3-phosphatase activity
Source: RefSeq, a predicted model, not a curated record